This is a messenger RNA of Drosophila subobscura, 899 nucleotides long. It is a transcript of the gene Cib2, whose product is annotated as calcium and integrin-binding family member 2. The record is from RefSeq and is a predicted model, not a curated record. The transcript is spliced from 5 exons. Gene Ontology annotation, molecular function: calcium ion binding. Bases 238 to 807 code for a protein of 189 amino acids. NCBI's taxonomy places the organism in Eukaryota, Metazoa, Arthropoda, Insecta, Diptera, Drosophilidae.
CACGCCGUGAACACUCCUUAAUUAAUUUCCAUGCGAAUGCGGGCGCCAUAAGCGGGAAAGGCGCCGCAGGAUGUGUCCAGAGCGGGGCCACUGAAGCUAUGCAAAGUUAUGGUGCAGGAGGACGUUGGCGCUGGCGCUGGCCCCCGCCUUUGGCAAGUGUCAGUCGGUUUUCGCGCUCGGAACUAACCAGUUUGGCCGGCGACGUCUGCAGAAACGUCCUAGCAGCGGACAAGAACGAUGGGCAACAAAGUUGUGACAUUCACCGAGCAGCAGUUGGAUGACUACCAGGAUUGCACGUUCUUCACGCGCAAGGAGAUUCUACGCGUCCACAAACGGUUUCGUGAGCUACGUCCGGACUUGGUACCCCGCCAAAUGACUGAGGGUCAGGCCUCGAGUGUCAAGGUUCCCUGCGAGUGCAUUGAGAAGAUGCCCGAGUUGCGUGAGAAUCCCUUUCGGCGUCGCAUCUGCGAGGCCUUCUCACGCGAUGGCCAGGGCAAUCUGUCGUUUGAGGACUUUCUGGACGCUCUCUCCGUCUUCAGCGAGCAGGCGCCAAGGGACAUUAAAGUUUUCUACGCUUUCAAAAUUUAUGAUUUCGAUCAGGACGGCUUCAUUGGGCACGCCGACCUCAUGUCCUGCCUGACGACAAUGACCAAGAACGAACUGAGUCCGGAGGAGCACCAGCAGAUUGCCGACAAGGUAAUCGAGGAGGCCGACGUCGACGGCGAUGGCAAGCUAUCAAUUUUGGAGUUCGAGCAUGUCAUCCUCCGUGCCCCCGACUUCCUCUCCACCUUCCACAUCAGAAUAUAAAAUUGCCGCUCGUUUGUACUUGUUUUAUUAAAUUGUUUAUGUCUGAGCAUAUCGCAUAAAACUGCCAUCAGUGUGAUUAAGUUGGGUCCAUG